UGGAAAAACAAGUUUAAAGGAAGAACCAUAUAACAUAGUGUCAUUACCAUUUCCGACAUGAUAUGUGCCAGUUUUGCCAGAGACAUUUUAACAGUAGAAAAUGUCGAUUGAAGAAUUUAUACUUGACCUCUUAGUCAGCAAAGAAGAACUGAUGGAACUGGACUGGGUUAUUCGUCCCAUCUGGAAGGAGGGAGGAAUGUCUUGUGAGGUAGAAGUGUGUGAGGGAACAUUUCACUCCAGCUACAAGGAGUGCAGAAUUCACUGGAGGGAAUACAACCAGGAAUAUGUCUCAUUGUACAGGUGUCCUGUGGCAGGGUGCCUAUAUUCUAGUGCUAGAAGGGGACAAGUUACCCGUCACAGGAACUUUAGACACCUGGGUGCGGUGGAUCCUUGUCCUGUUCUUGUGGCCAACCCAAAGUUUGACCACCAGGAGACAAGUUGAUGCCCCUUGCUCCAGUGACCCCAGCCUACUCACUUCCGUUGAUGCUAUAGAUAGCUUUUCAUUUGAUCAGACCGUAAGCAGCCAAUCAAUUCCGUGGGAAGAACCUGCUGUUGAUUUUUUUUUUCUCUUUGUGACGUAAAGAUGAGACUCCAAAAAUAAAGAUAAUGAGUAUAAAAGUGCUGAAGUAUCGUUCACUUUCCAUUGAUGUGGGUACACAACCAGUCGAAUCUCACCAAGUUUUCACUGCAGUGGAGCACCUAGUUAAGUCAUCAUUUCAUGGAGUAAACAAAGUUCAAGCUACUUGGCAAUAUUUGGACAAUUAGCUAGUGAAAAUUGGAGGCCGCGAAUUUCCAGACCUAAAAUAAACUAAAAUGGAGUCGUUGAAAUCCUGAUCAGACUAGCAAGUUAACUCCUUCCACGGUUGACCUUUAGGUGACUGACCUUUGACCUUCAGUUGUCUGGUUUACAAGGUCACCUUCUCAUCAGCCAUUACCAUGGGAGUCCAUGUGGUGGGCAUCGUCGCUGUCAUCGUCUUUUACAUUUUGAUACUGGGAGUCGGACUAUGGGCCGCCCGGAAAUCCCGAGGGGAGACGGACAGCGAAAAUGUGAUGCUGGCAGGGAGGAAUAUUGGCAUCCUGGUGGGGGUAUUCACUAUGACAGCAACGUGGGUGGGAGGUGGCUUCAUUAAUGGUACAGCUGAGUACAUCUACAAAGACGGCCUGCUGUGGUGUCAGGCUCCAUUUGGAUAUGCCCUCAGUCUUCUGUUUGGUGGCCUGUUUUUUGCUGAGAAGAUGAGGACAGAGGGGUACGUGACCAUGCUGGACCCCUUUCAGCUGAAGUACGGACAGAGGAUGGGGGGACUGCUCUACAUCCCCGCCCUGCUGGGGGAGGUGUUCUGGACGGCAGCCAUAUUGGCUGCUCUUGGUGCUACAAUAUCCGUGAUAAUCGACAUCGAUGUGAAGACAUCAAUCAUUGUGUCUGCCUGUAUUGCCGUAUUUUACACCUUGUUUGGGGGACUGUACUCCGUUGCCUACACAGACGUAGUACAGCUCUUCUGUAUAUUCUUUGGACUGUGGGUAACCAUUCCAUUUGCUAUGACAAAUCCAAAUGUCGGCGACAUCUCCGUCAAUGCUUCCGCUAUGUGGAUCAAGUCGGUCGAUCGCCAGUACACGGGCGUGUACUUGGACGGGAUGCUGCUGCUGAUCUUUGGCGGGAUUCCAUGGCAGGUGUACUUCCAGCGAGUCCUGUCUGCCAAGUCGGCAUUCAAUGCCAAGAUCCUGUCCUAUGUGGCAGGAGUAGGAUGUGUCGUCAUGGCGAUCCCCUCCAUUCUGAUUGGUGCUAUAGCAACAAAUACAGACUGGAAUAACACAGACUACACUCUGAGGGAUCAUCGGAAGUUCCCGAUCCCUAAAGAGGACAUGAACCUGAUCCUGCCGAUGGUGAUGCAGUACCUGACUCCCCCCUGGGUCGCCUUCUUCGGUCUGGGGGCGGUGUCAGCUGCCGUGAUGUCAUCAGCCGACUCCUCCAUAUUGUCGGCCAGCUCCAUGUUCGCCAGAAACAUCUACAAGUUACUGUUCAGACAACAGUCUUCGGAGCAGGAGAUAGUGAACGUGAUGAGAGUUAGCAUCUUUGGAGUGGGUAUCCUAGCAACGAUCAUGGCUAUCAUGGUGGACUCCAUCUACAUGCUGUGGUAUCUCUGUUCUGACCUGGUGUACGUCAUCCUGUUCCCGCAGCUGGUCAGCGUAAUUUAUCUGAAGGGAACAAACACUUACGGAUCUCUCGGCGGCUUCGUCAUCGGAUGGUUCUUCCGCCUAAUGGGAGGGGAGAGCAGCAUGGGUAUUCCCGCAGUGAUCAAGUACCCCUGGUACGACAAAGAAACCAACACUCAGUUGUUUCCCUUUAAGACUUUCUGCAUGCUGCUGUCGUUUUCAUCCAUCAUACUUAUUUCUUAUCCCUUGAAGUACGUGUUUGAGCAUGGACUGAUUCCUCCCAAGUACGAUGUCUUCAUGUGUAUCGUUAACGUUCCGGAGGAAACAAUUGCACUCGCUUCAAACAAGAUGUCUGAAUUGACAGCAAUGACUCCGACUGAAGUGAACGGCGGCAAAAUAAAUCCAGCGUUGAAAUUUUCCCAGGAUGACUUGCUAGCUGUUGAGAAAUUUGCUGCCAAAGACGGAAAAGAUGGUGAAAAAACAAACUUUUUGUCAUCGUAUGAAGGUGUGGAAAGUGACGUCCCUAAAGAGUCUUCGUAAGACUCGACAAUUCUUUGCAAUGAAUUAGAGCUGUUUAGUUAGGACUACACAUCUUGUUGUACUGCGUGUGGAUGUCAACAGUCAGUAUUGUGAAAGGAAAGAAAAUGUGAUGCAUUUAUGUCAUGAAGUAUCUGUGUUCUGAAGAUUCAAAUGAAUGGAAUUUUUUUUGCAGUAUAUUGCCUACCUUCUUAACAAGAGAGAAAAUUGAAAAUGACAUGCUUUUUAAAUCUAGAAAGUAGAGAAGAAAAUAUUCCCUAUGGAGAAUUGUUAAUUGACCAAUAUGUAGUAAUAUUGGUAUUCUUGACACUUCCUUAGUAAUAUUAGUGUUUUAAAAAUAAAGGGUAUGUAAACUGAAAGCAACCUGAAUAAAUAAUAAACCCUUCACACAGUCAACAGUUAUUGAACUGAUUUGAUAAUUCAUGUGAUGGACAUUCAUGUAUUCUGUUAUGUGAAUUAUUUUUGCCAGCUGGUAUACGUGAAACAAGUACACCUGUCGUUAUAGAAUAAAAAUUUCAGCAUCAGA
Magallana angulata is the source of this 3214-nucleotide messenger RNA. RefSeq names its product high-affinity choline transporter 1-like. The transcript is spliced from 12 exons. NCBI's taxonomy places the organism in Eukaryota, Metazoa, Mollusca, Bivalvia, Ostreida, Ostreidae. Gene Ontology annotation, biological process: acetylcholine biosynthetic process; choline transport; transmembrane transport. Gene Ontology annotation, molecular function: choline:sodium symporter activity. The coding region runs from base 937 to 2691 and encodes 584 amino acids. The record is from RefSeq and is a predicted model, not a curated record. Gene Ontology annotation, cellular component: plasma membrane.